Lactuca virosa is the source of this 1233-nucleotide messenger RNA. NCBI's taxonomy places the organism in Eukaryota, Viridiplantae, Streptophyta, Magnoliopsida, Asterales, Asteraceae. The record is from the annotation of a GenBank genome assembly.
AUGCUCAGAACAAUAACAGCCGCUCUAUUUCACCCCACCACCAAGUUGUACUAUUUACCCCUCAAGGCUUUCCUCUCACACUCGCUUCACAAACCCCAGCGGUUAAUAAAUCGACAAAGCUACCCUCGAGCUGAUAGAACAAUCUUAUCCAUCAACACACCUCGUUCUCUAUCAUCUACAGCAGUUCCCCAAAUUUCUAACGAAACGACUUCUGAUUUGGACAGUAGUUACUUAUCUUGCUCAAUGAACAAUAGCAAGCACCCUCUCAAAAUUACGGUUCUUCUCGGUGGUGGCGUUGAUAGCAAUAUCGCACUUCGCCUCCUCCACGCAGUCGGACACUCCUGCACCGCUUUCUACCUUAAAAUCUGGUUCAAAGUGCAUAUGCUUUUCUUUUUAUUGACAUUACAAUGCAUAUACGAAUCAAAUCAUUCAGGUGCGUUCAUGGAUGCCAUCAGUAACAUGGAUUUUGAGUUUGUUUCUUUUGGACAUUAUGCAAAAGUUAUUCACCCCCUUACAGAUGAAACCAAUGAGCUUUCAUUUCUUGAGCAGUCCAAGGAUAUGGUGCGGCAUGGCCCGGUUUUCUAUGAUUGCAGUUUGCAUAUAGAAGAAAAAGAUGUUAUUGGCACCCUCCAAUUACCUGAAGGUGAUCAGGGUCGCAGCUGGCCCAUUUGCAGCUUUUUAUCAACAAGAGCUUUGUGUGGGGUCACGGUCCUUGCACAACAGGUUCUUGAUCAAUGGGCCAAAAGUGGUGGCAUAAGUUACAACGAUUAUGCUGAGCUUUGUGAUAAAAAAGAGGCUGUCUCCAAGGUUGAUGUAGCACUGGAAGUUGUACAUCUGACAGAUGAAUAUUGGGACAAAGUGGUUUCUUACCUUAUUGAUGAGUAUAAAUGUGGGCGUACACCUAACCCUGUUGUUCUUUGCAAUACAAGAAUCAAAUUUGGUGCGUUCAUGGAUACCAUCAGUAACAUGAAUUUUGAGUUUGUUGCUUCCGGACAUUAUGCAAAAUUUAUUCACCCCUUUACAGAUGAAACCAAUGAGCUUUCAUUUCUUCAGUUGUCAAAGGAUAUGGUAGGAAAAGAGGAAACGUUAGACAAGUUUGAGCUUCAUGCAAAGAUAAAGCUGCUGCCAGAUCAAUGGACACUUGAAUCUGGAUUAUUGACAGCCGCACUCAAGUUAAAGAGGGAACAAUUGAAGGCCAAAUUUAAGGAUUAUAUGCAAAAGCUAUACGAGUGA